Messenger RNA from Saccharomyces mikatae IFO 1815, 414 nucleotides. It is a transcript of the gene RPL23B, whose product is annotated as 60S ribosomal protein uL14. The transcript is spliced from 2 exons. Gene Ontology annotation, molecular function: large ribosomal subunit rRNA binding; structural constituent of ribosome. Gene Ontology annotation, cellular component: ribosome; cytosolic large ribosomal subunit. The coding region runs from base 1 to 414 and encodes 137 amino acids. Lineage: Eukaryota; Fungi; Ascomycota; Saccharomycetes; Saccharomycetales; Saccharomycetaceae. Gene Ontology annotation, biological process: translation. The record is from RefSeq and is a predicted model, not a curated record.
AUGUCAGGUAACGGUGCUCAAGGUACAAAAUUCAGAAUUUCUUUAGGUUUACCAGUUGGUGCCAUCAUGAACUGUGCUGACAACAGUGGUGCCAGAAACUUGUACAUCAUCGCAGUCAAAGGUUCUGGUUCUAGAUUGAACAGAUUGCCAGCUGCUUCUUUGGGUGACAUGGUUAUGGCCACUGUUAAGAAGGGUAAGCCAGAAUUGAGAAAGAAGGUUAUGCCAGCUAUUGUCGUCCGUCAAGCUAAGUCUUGGAGAAGAAGAGACGGUGUCUUCUUGUACUUUGAAGACAAUGCUGGUGUCAUCGCCAAUCCAAAGGGUGAAAUGAAGGGUUCUGCCAUCACUGGUCCAGUCGGUAAGGAAUGUGCUGACUUAUGGCCAAGAGUUGCUUCCAACUCUGGUGUUGUUGUUUAA